This is a messenger RNA of Triticum dicoccoides, 1881 nucleotides long. Its product is annotated as cell division protein FtsZ homolog 2-2, chloroplastic-like. Gene Ontology annotation, cellular component: cytoplasm; chloroplast. The record is from RefSeq and is a predicted model, not a curated record. Gene Ontology annotation, biological process: chloroplast fission. Lineage: Eukaryota; Viridiplantae; Streptophyta; Magnoliopsida; Poales; Poaceae. The transcript is spliced from 7 exons. Gene Ontology annotation, molecular function: GTPase activity; GTP binding. The coding region runs from base 196 to 1617 and encodes 473 amino acids.
UUUCCGCCCCCACCACCAUCACCUUUGCUCCUCUGACCUACCCCAAGCUGCCGGCCGACCCAAAGGCGGCCCGUGCCCUAGAGCCGCCGGCCUACCGCAGCACCGUCCACCUCCAUCGCCGUCCGCGCUCCACCUCACCGCGCCCCCGCCGUCCGUCUCCACCCCGUCCGCAAUCUCGGACAUCCGUUUCGAGGUAUGAGCUUCUCCACAAGUUUCGGGUGUGCCGGUGCACACCCCGCUCGCCAUCUGGAUCCGCCGCCGGCUGGGAAGACAUUUCGUGGUGUCAGCGCGACGCAGUUCCUGAGGAAGAGGCGGUUUUCCGGUUGCCCUGGCCGAUUCGAAUGCUCCGCAAACUCGCGCCAAUCUGGGCCGCGGCGCACCCCCAAGGACACCAUGUACGACCUCCACCCCGAGAUCUCGAUGCUCUAUGGAGAGGAUAAUGGUGCAGUUGCUGCCCCCAGCAAGGAGCAGGGUAUCGGGAAAGCCAUUGAAACCUUACCGCUAGCAGACGCUUCUAUCGCCUACCGCUACAACGAGCCCCGGAUUAAAGUCAUUGGGGUUGGAGGCGCCGGCUCCAACGCCGUGAACAGGAUGAUUGAGAGCUCCAUGAAGGGGGUGGAAUUCUGGAUCGUGAACACUGAUUUCCAGGCUAUGAGGAUGUCACCCAUUGACCCGGCAAAUAGGCUGCCGAUUGGCCAGGAACUGACAAGAGGUCUUGGUGCUGGUGGGAACCCAGAAAUCGGCAUGAAUGCAGCCAAGGAAAGCCAGGAGUUGGUAGAAAAGGCAGUGUCUGGAGCUGAUAUGGUUUUUGUCACGGCUGGAAUGGGAGGUGGAACAGGCACUGGUGGAGCGCCUGUUAUAGCAGGGAUCGCAAAGUCUAUGGGUAUAUUAACUGUCGGAAUCGUGACGACUCCGUUUUCAUUUGAGGGAAGAAGGCGGGCACUCCAGGCACAAGAAGGAAUUGCGGCCUUGAGAAGCAAUGUUGAUACACUGAUCGUAAUCCCAAAUGAUAAGUUGCUGACUGCUGUUUCUCCAAAUACUCCUGUGACAGAAGCCUUUAAUUUGGCAGAUGAUAUUCUCCGGCAAGGUGUCCAUGGAAUCUCAGAUAUCAUCACUGUGCCAGGUUUGGUCAAUGUUGACUUUGCUGAUGUACGAUCAGUUAUGUCAGAUGCAGGUUCAUCCUUGAUGGGAAUUGGAACAGCAACAGGUAAGACACGAGCAAGAGAUGCUGCACUCAAUGCCAUACAGUCUCCUCUACUUGAUAUUGGUAUUGAAAGGGCAACAGGAAUUGUGUGGAAUAUCACCGGAGGGAGUGACCUAACAUUGACAGAGGUGAAUGCAGCAGCUGAAGUGAUAUAUGAUCUCGUCGAUCCUGGUGCAAAUCUAAUAUUUGGGUCUGUCAUAGACCCAUCAUAUACUGGUCAGGUGAGCAUAACUUUGAUUGCAACUGGAUUCAAGCGCCAGGAGGAAAGUGAAGUCCGACCCGCGCAGGCUGGAGGCGAUGUUAACCGCGGCCGCAGCUCCAGGUUCUCUUCAUCUUCCCAGGACGAAGGCCCGAAGCUGCAGGUUCCCGAGUUCCUACAGCGGAAAGGGCGUCCAGGGUUUUCCAGAGGCUAAAGCAUUUUUUCCAGUGUCAUGAGCUUCUCAGUUCCUCUAGCAGUAGGCUCUUUGUUUUGUUUCGUUGCAAGCUUUAGGCGAUAGACUGUGUGUGUGAUAGCAUUAGACUGCAUAUGAAAACCUAUCUUUGUCAGCGUGUAACCAUCCAUGGCGGUCUCUUCUAAGCCAUCGCAUGGCCCUGUUUGGAACUUCUUUGUUCCUGCGGGAAAUAAGCUGAUUCUUGUGACAUUCUCGUGCUGGAAACGCGCCUGGAUCGCUGGGUUA